CUCAGCACCAAGUGCAUCCAUAACCAUGGAUUCCUUCGAACCAAGGGUGCAGAUGCUCGAGGAUUUUGAGGUCCGGAAACCCUCUGUAAUAAAAUACAUAUCUACUACUGACCUAUGCUAGGCUAGACCCCCUAAACAAAGGGAUCCUUUCCCAUCAAAAGAAGAGUAGUGUUACUGUAUAACCUCCAGCCUUUUUCAGCCCCUCCCUCCAUCUUUCUUCUGACUUUCAUUUUCUUGGUCGUCAGUCAGUUUCAACUUCUAUCUUUUCUGCAUUCUGUAACAGUGUCGUGUGUUUUUUGUUAUUUUACCCAACCCUCAAUGUUUAAAACCUAUGUCUGUGGUGUUGAAGCUCACAAGGCAACGGGCAACUGAUGCAUAUACAUAUAUAUAUAUUUGUUUAUUGAUUGUUUAUUGUGAUCUCUUAUGAAAGUUGCUUUGUAGCUAUCCAUAUAAUCCCCUUCUGUAGCACAGAGGUUUCGUAUUCAUUUCGUAACAUCCCUCAAGAAAAUGACUAAAGAUGAAGACUAUAAGCUGCUCAAGAUCCAGACUUGUGUUCUCAGAGUAAACAUACAUUGCGAAGGAUGUAAGCAGAAAGUCAAGAAACUCUUGCAUAGGACUGAAGGGGUUUACCAAGUGAAUAUCGAUGUAGAGCAGCAGAAAGUGACUGUUUCAGGGAGUGUGGAUUCAGCAAGCCUGAUCAAGAAAUUAGGGAAGGGUGGGAAGCAUGCUGAGCUGUGGUCUCAGAAGAACUGCCUGAAUCAGAUUCAGAAGCAUAAGGAUGCCUGUAAUAAAGACGAUGGAAUUGGGAAGGGGACGAAGUUGGGACAGGGACAGGGACAGGGACAGGGGCAGAAGGGUAAUUUGGCUAAGGGUCUUGAAGCCCUAAAAUGUAACCAGAAGUUUCCUUCGAUUUCCGACGAGGAUGAUGAGUACGUUGGCACGGACGAUGAUGGCGACGACGAUUAUGAAUUCGAUGAAGAGGACAUGCAGGUGCUUUUCAGGGAGAAAUUGAAUCAAUUAGCUAUGGCGGAAGCUGCCAAGAAAGGCGUCGGGGCUGCGGCGGCGGCGGGCGCCACGUCUUCCAACGCCGCCGUGAACGGCGGAGCUGGGAAGAAAGGGAAUUGUAAUCAGAAUGGUGUGGGUAAACCGGGCUCGAAUUCCGGAGGGAUUCACCAGAAAACGCUGGCGGCUCUUCAGAGUGCCGCCGGGAACAGGAACGGCGGCGGGGUUUCCGGCGAGGGAAAAAUUGGAAAUGAUAUCAACGCCGUCCUGAACCUUGCCGGCUUCCAUGGCAAUGGUGGCGCCGCUUCGCAUAAUCCCGCCGCCGCAGCCAUGAUGAUGAACAUGGACGGAAAUCAUCAGGCGCAGUACAUUAACCACCCGUCGUCGUUGAUGAUGAUGAACAGGCCGGCGUUGCAUCCGCCGCCGCCGCGGGUGAUGUCGUACAACAUGUCUCCGUCGAUUCCUCCGACAACUGGGUAUUACUACAACUACGGCCACGUCGGAUACGGCGGCGGAGCUGAUCAUCACUCUUCUGCCGGCGGCCUCGUCUUCGCCGACGACGACGUCGGCGCUUGUUCGAUUAUGUAAGGUAAACGCAGAAGUUGAAAUCGUGUCCAAAUUAGGGUUUAAAUUGUAUCUUAAAUUAGGGUUUGUAUUUAAAUCUCCGUUAUGCUUUGCUUUGUGGAUCACAUUCUAUUCGGUACGGACAUUGCCAAGACAAUGAAUCAGUAUUUGGAUUAAGCAACAGAUA
Molecule: messenger RNA, 1753 nt
Organism: Andrographis paniculata
Lineage: Eukaryota; Viridiplantae; Streptophyta; Magnoliopsida; Lamiales; Acanthaceae
Product: heavy metal-associated isoprenylated plant protein 37-like
Exons: 3
Coding region: 508-1590 (360 amino acids)
Molecular function (GO): metal ion binding
Source: RefSeq, a predicted model, not a curated record